CCAAUGGAACAAGAAGUCGCAGCUUUAGUUAUUGACAAUGGCUCGGGUUUGUGCAAAGCUGGUUUUGCUGGAGAUGAUGCUCCAAGAGCCGUCUUUCCAUCCAUUGUCGGCAGACCAAGACACCAGGGUGUACUGGUUAAUAUGGGACAAAGGGAUUGUUUUGUCGGAGAUGAGACUCUAAAAAAAAGAGGAAUCUUAACUCUGAAGUUCCCAAUUGAGCAUGGCAUUGUUACCAAUUGGGAUGACAUGGAAAAAAUAUGGCAUCACACUUUUUACAAUGAGUUGCGAGUAAUGCCAGAGGAGCACCCCGUCCUGCUAACGGAGGCACCCAUGAACCCCAAAGCAAACAGAGAAAAAAUGACCCAGAUCAUGUUUGAGAUCUUCAAUACCCCUGCUACCUACGUUGCUAUUCAGGCUGUGCUGUCUCUGUAUGCAUCUGGGCGUACAACAGGGAUUGUGAUGGACUCUGGCGAUGGAGUCACCCACACGGUGCCCAUCUAUGAAGGAUAUGCUCUGCCCCACGCCAUCAUCCGUCUGCACUUGGCUGGUCGUGAUCUGACAGACUACCUCGUGAAGAUCCUUACCGAAAGAGGCUAUAGUCUCAACACCACAGCUGAAAAAGAAAUUGUCCGAGAUAUCAAGGAGAAGCAUUGCUAUGUAGCACUGGAUUUUGAACAGGAGCUCGCCACUACAGUUUCCUCCUCCACAUUGGAAAGGAGCUAUGAGCUUCCCGAUGGUCAGAUUAUCACCAUAGGAAAUGAGAGGUUCAGAUGUCCCGAGGCUCUUUUUAAGCCCGCAUUUAUGGGAAUGGAAUCUAAUGGCAUACAUGAGACCACCUUCAACUCUAUCAUGAAGUGUGACGUCGACAUCCGCAAGGAUCUUUACACCAACAUUGUUCUGUCUGGUGGUACAACCAUGUAUCCUGGCAUUGCAGACAGGAUGCAGAAAGAGAUCCCAGCCUUGGCACCUAUCUCAGUUAAAGUUAAAAUCAUUGCUCCACCCGAGCGGAAAUACUCGGUCUGGAUCGGAGGCUCGAUCCUGGCCUCUCUAUCCACUUUUCAGCAGAGGUGGAUCAGCAAGCAGGAGUACGAUGAGACUGGACCUUCCAUCGUCCAUCGUAAAUGCUUCUGA
Molecule: messenger RNA, 1131 nt
Organism: Polypterus senegalus (gray bichir)
Lineage: Eukaryota; Metazoa; Chordata; Cladistia; Polypteriformes; Polypteridae
Product: actin, cytoplasmic 2-like
Exons: 1
Coding region: 4-1131 (375 amino acids)
Source: RefSeq, a predicted model, not a curated record